Molecule: messenger RNA, 630 nt
Organism: Ziziphus jujuba (common jujube)
Lineage: Eukaryota; Viridiplantae; Streptophyta; Magnoliopsida; Rosales; Rhamnaceae
Exons: 4
Coding region: 1-630 (209 amino acids)
Biological process (GO): regulation of DNA damage checkpoint
Cellular component (GO): nucleus
Molecular function (GO): protein binding; DNA binding
Source: RefSeq, a predicted model, not a curated record
AUGAUUGUGGCCGGAAACAUUUCAGGUUAUAUUGUAUUUUGGAAUCUUGAUUCUAAUGGAGAGGGAGAAGAUGGGAUCUAUCUGAAUCAUCCACAUUGGGGUCCUAUUUUACAGGGAUUUCAGUUCAGCACCAUUGCAUGUCCAAGUGUUAUCAUAUUUAGCAGUUGUUAUGAAGGAGUUGUCCUGUUGAUGGAUGCUGGGAGAAAGGUGUUUGAUCUAGUAUAUCCCUGUGAAAAUAUUAUAUUCUCUUUCUCUCAACAACCAAACGAUGGAAACUGCUUAUAUUUUUGUGAGGGGUGUGGAGGUUUGAAUAUCUUUGAUAAGAGGACAGGAAACUGCCCAACCAAAUGGAGUUUGCAUGGUGAUAGGAUUAGCACCAUUGACUUCGAUCCAGGAAACCCGAACAUCAUCCCCACUAGUUCCUCAGAUAGAACUGCCUCUAUCUGGGAUUUGAGAAAUAUUAAUGCGGAUAAGCCUAAGACCUUGAAAACGGGUAGCCACGAAAGGGCUGUACAUUCUGCUUAUUUCUCAUCCUAUGGAAGUUCCCUCGCUACAACUAGUUCUGACAAGAACAUUGGCAUAACAAGUGUUGUUAAUACGGAAGAUCUUUUUCUUCGCAUAACUCUGUAG